This is a messenger RNA of Morone saxatilis (striped sea-bass), 3194 nucleotides long. It is a transcript of the gene fbxl15, whose product is annotated as F-box and leucine-rich repeat protein 15. Gene Ontology annotation, cellular component: SCF ubiquitin ligase complex. The coding region runs from base 118 to 996 and encodes 292 amino acids. Gene Ontology annotation, biological process: SCF-dependent proteasomal ubiquitin-dependent protein catabolic process. The transcript has 5 exons. NCBI's taxonomy places the organism in Eukaryota, Metazoa, Chordata, Actinopteri, Moronidae. The record is from RefSeq and is a predicted model, not a curated record. Gene Ontology annotation, molecular function: protein binding.
UGGGUUUUGGGUUACACCUCAAACGCUCGCAAGAUGCUAAAGGAAAAUACGAUAUUUUGGCAUCUUUGUGAAGAACAACACGUCCUUAAAAACUCUGUAUAACAUAGCGGACUCAGAAUGGACGAAGAAGCUAAGAUACGAACAUGUCAUCUUUUGGACUUGCCCUGGGAGGAUGUACUUAUUCCACAUAUUUUAGGCUAUUUGCCACUGCAACACCUUGUCAGCCUGCAGAGGGUGAGCAAGCAGUUCCACAGCCUCAUCCAGGUGUACCUAGCCAACUGCAGGACUUUUGAUCUGACCUCGAUUGGACCAUCCAUUCCCAAGGAGGCGUUUUGCUCCAUGUUAAAGGACAACAAAGUUCUCCAUAGCCUGUCACUUCAGAACUGUUCGGACUGGGUGACAGACAAGGAGCUGCUGCCCGUUAUCGGCCAGAACCAGCAUCUGCAGAGAGUGGCCAUGAGCGGGUGCGUUUGUCUCACCCGCCACUCUCUAGUGGCCGUGUCCUUGAGUUGCAUGCACCUCCAGCACCUCGGCCUGGCGCACUGUGAAUGGGUGGACAGCCUGUCCCUGCGCAGCCUGGCUGACCACUGCGGGGGGCUGCAGUCCAUCGACCUAACCGCCUGCCGCCAGCUCAAGGACGACGCCAUCUGCUACCUGGCCAAGAAGUGUUUGAAGUUGAGGUCUCUAUCGCUGGCAGUCAACGCCAACAUCACUGACGAGUCGGUGGAGGAAGUGGCCAAGAACUGCAGGGGCCUGGAGCAGCUGGACCUGACAGGUUGCCUGCGGGUCAGGAACCAGUCCAUCAGGACUCUGGCAGAGUACUGCCCGAAGCUGCAGUCCCUGAAGGUGAAUCACUGUCACAAUGUGACAGAGUCAAGCCUGGAUCCUCUACGGAAACGCAAUGUAGUGAUAGAUGUUGAGCCGCCUUUGCAGAGGGCUCUGGUACUUCUUCAGGACGUGCUGGGGUUUGCACCCUUUAUCAAUCUCCAGAUAUAGCCAAAGGGCCAUCUAUCUGUCCAACAAGAGCGCACAGGUGUCUUCAUCAUCAAAGCGCUCGCUUUAAGCUGCGUCACAAGGACACGUGCGUUGCUCUAAAAAAACGUCAAGACAAUCCAAGAAGACCUGGAUGUUUUGCACUCAAGUUUGUGUGUCAAAAUAAUGUUGAUAAAACCACUCACUGAACUGUGAUCAGUGAUGCAUAUUUAAAGAGGAAACUGAAAAUAAGUCUUCAUUUGUGACUGAAGCCAUGUACUUUGAAGAAUUGCUGCCUCAUGUCCAAAAGAUGUCACUGCACUAUUUGUUGAUCAUUCAGUGUUGUCAUAAUGUGUCUUUAUAGAAAAGCAGUUCUAACCAAAGUACAGUGUAUUUGUUUUGUUGUUUUUUUAAACAAAGUAUUAUACUUUGUGUAUAUUACAUUUUAAGAACCUUUUAUCUUACGUUUCAUUUAGAAACAUAAAAAAAAAAAUGUUUGAGUUUAAUUAAACAUUUCAUUUUGCAUGUACGUGCCUGCUUAAAGGAUCAAUUCACCCAAAUCGCACAAAAACAUUUUCUCACUUUGCACUAGCUUUGUCGAGCAAUUUCGUUUUAUUUGUUCAUGUUUUAUUAUCUCCACUACAGAGACUUCUUCUGCCACCACAAUAUAAUAAAGGUUAAUACAAUUUUGUUAGUGGUGCUGACCAUGUGUCUUCCAGAAACAAUGUCCUGGCUCCUCAGGAUAAUCCACAGACCUCAUUGUCAACAGUUUUAACCGCUUCCCAAUGAAAACUGUUGACCAGCUUUGUUGCUUACAGUUAUGUUAACCAAAACUGUCCGCAUGGCUAGAUGCCACCAGAAAUGAGUGGGAAAAUGUUUUUAUAUAGUUUUUUUGUGACGUCAUGAAGUGACCCUUUAAUCCAUAUUGUUCAUAAAUGCUUACUUGUAUAGCCUAGUAUUAGUUUGAAAUAAGUAUAGGAAUUCAUUAUGAUCUGUUUGCCACUAAAUCCUUGAAAUGAAUCUUGUUAAAAGUACGUGUGUUGAAAUGCGGUUGCCCGGUAAUACAGCCUAUGAAUUAUAGUAUAAUAGAAUUAAUUAUUACAUAGUAAAAUACAGUACCAUCAGAAAUAGCUGUCUUUUCCACUGCAUAAAGAGGCACAACUCUGCUGUGAUGUAAUCAACUGUUAUGUAUAUAAAUACCUUAGGGUAUCUGAAAAUAUUGAUCCCAUACCAGUGCUCUCUUUUUUUCCUAAAUUUGAUGUGAUAAUAGAUUUGUCCAAACAAGUGUGGAAUAUAAAGCUCAAAGACAGCAACAAAUAGUCUUCAAGUAUAGGUAACAAGGUUUUUUGGCAAAUAAGGGGGCAAUGCUCAUUUUUACAUCUGUUCUUGACGGAUUUAAUAUAUAAAAACAUUCAAAAUAAUGACCAGGCCUACUUUUUCUUUGAGCUUCUUAAAUAAUGAAAAUGAGCCCCUAUCUAUAACCUGCUGUGAAUAGCAGGAUUCCGCUAAUUCCUCUAAUUCCCUUGCCUGUCAAACAUAAAGAGGGUAUUGUCAAAGCGUUGCAGCGGUGUGGUUAAAGAUGGGGUUAAUCUAUUCAGUGCGCUGUUGUUUUAUGACUCAAACUGGCACAAGGUGGCAGCAAUGAGUCAGUAUAUUUCACUGCUUUAAUUCUGUUAUUGGAGAGGCUGCAUGACUUCUAAACUACAGGACCUUCAGGAGCCACAGUGGUAGUCUACAGUGUUAAAUAUGUCAGGGUAAAGUGUCAGUGUGUACAUACAAAAGGCCAAGAUACUUUAAGACUUAGAGAAGGAGUCUAAUGUUUGAGUGGUUAGACAGAUUGUGAAAAUAAACAUCAUGAUCUUGUUAACACGAUGCAGUGAAUGCACAAUAAGAAUUCAUGCUUCCCCUUGUUGCUACAGCUACGCGUUAAAACCCCUUCUUACAGUUUCCUCUGGUGGUCCGAUUGGCAGACUAUAUUGUAACUUGUCUCUGUGACAACACAACAGGUCUAUUUUCCACUUGAUGGCAUGGUUUACCCCAUCUGCUGCGUGCUGUCCACAAGCUGAAUUUGCACCAACAGAGAGUUGUGUUUGGAGGGCUUCAGGGAUCGACCAGCAUCCUUCUGUUUGCUGUGCUGAUCAUCAUAUUGUACCGCUGUGCCUCCGAGGGGACAUCACAGUGUCGUUAGUUAUAAAGUGAAUCUUGAAAUUUCAAUUUAUAAA